CGGCUCGCGAGCGCGAGGGAGACCCCUUCCUCCGAGUCCAUAACACGGGGUUGCCAUUCGCGUCGGGGGAAACGAGCCCGCGCCUCCUGCCCCUGCACUCUUACGGUCCUACCUCCAGCCAUCCGCUCCUCCGCCCAGCUCGCGGAGUCUUCCCAGCGCCGAUCUUCAAAACCCUAAGCUCUGGCGCGGUAAGGUUGGAGCCGGACGCGCACGGGCGGGGCGCCCGCCAUGGCGCCCAUCAACAGCGGCAACAUGGAGCAGCACUCGCAGCGGCUCCUCGAGCCCGACCUCCCUGUGCAAGUCCGACUGCAGCUUGCCAUGGAAGUUCGGGACAGCCUGGAGAUGACGCACACUCCAGACUACCUCAACUUUCUUCGCUGCUAUUUCAGAGCCUUCUCAGCAAUUCUCACCGCUUACACCAAGCCACAGGCCACAGAGAAUGCUGAGCACAAGCUACGGAAUGUUGUGAUCGAGAUACUCAACCGCCUUCCACACAGCGAGGUGCUCAGACCAUUUGUGCAGGAUCUGCUCAAGCUUUCUCUCCGUGUGUUGACACAGGACAACGAGGACAAUGCUCUCCUUGCCAUCCGAAUUGUGUUUGACCUCCUCCGUAACUUCCGCCCUACUGUCGAGGCGGAGGUGCAGCCAUUUCUUGACUUUGUGGUUAACAUAUACCAUAAAUUUCCCACAACCGUUAGCUACUUCUUCGAUAAUCCCAACACAAGUGCCAGUAUGGCUGCCUCCAUGCCCAUGCAGCAUUUGGACCCCACUGCCGAUGCCUCAGUCAUGAUGCAAGUGCCUGGUGGUGGUCAACUCAACCCAAGCGCACGUUCCUUCAAGAUAGUCACAGAGAGCCCUCUUGUUGUGAUGUUUCUCUUCCAGUUGUAUGCAAAGCUUGUGCAGACAAAUAUCCCGCACUUGUUGCCACUCAUGGUGGCGGCCAUCUCUAUCAAGGGUCCCGACAAGGUGCCGCCACACCUUAAGACACCCUUCAACGAUUUAAAGGGUGCACAGGUCAAGACCUUGUCAUUUCUGACGUACCUCCUGAAGAGCAAUGCAGAUUACAUAAAGUCAUAUGAGGAAAGCAUAUGCAAGAGCAUUGUGAACUUGCUUGUUACGUGUCCUCCUGAUUCUGUCUCCAUCAGAAAGGAGCUAUUGGUUGGUCUGAAACAAGUUCUCAACACCGAGUACAAGCGAGGGCUGUUCCCCUUGAUUGACACACUUCUUGAUGAAAGGGUUCUGAUUGGCACAGGUCGAGUUUGCAUCGAAACUUUAAGACCUCUUGCUUACACCCUUCUUGCUGAAUUGGUGCAUUAUGUUCGAGAAGAUAUUUCUCUUCCACAGUUGUCACGGAUCAUCUAUUUGUUCUCUCGGAAUAUGCAUGAUUCUUCUUUGACCCUUAUAAUUCAUACAACAUCUGCCCGCUUGAUGCUGAACCUGGUUGAGCCCAUAUAUCAAAAAGGUGUUGACCAGCAAAGCAUGGACGAAGCACGAGUUUUAUUGGGGCGCAUAUUGGAUGCAUUCGUUGGGAAGUUUAGGACCCUGAAGCGAACAAUCCCUCAGUUGCUUGAAGAAGGUGAGGAAGGGAAGGAACAACCGAAUCUGAGAAUGAAGCUUGAAGUCCCAUUACAGACUGUGCUGAAUUUGCAGCAACCUUUGGAGUAUACUAAGGAAAUCAACGAUUACAAAAGUCUGAUAAAGACUCUUGCUGUCGGAAUGAAGACAAUAAUAUGGAGCAUAACCCAUGCUCACUGGCCACGCCCCCAGCAACAAAAUCAACAGUCUUCCAAUUUGUCACUUCAACACUUCAGGGGGCUGAGGGAGGAUGAGGUGCGGAAGACAUCUGGUGUUCUGAAGUCUGGCGUUCACUGUCUGGCUCUUUUUAAGGAAAAAGACGAUGAUAGGGAAAUUCUGCAAUCAUUUUCGCAGAUGCUGGCUAUAAUGGAAGCUCGUGAUAUUAUGGAUAUGUUCUCCUUUUGCAUGUCUGACCUCUUUGAUUCUAUGAUAACCAACAACCAGCUAUUGCACAUAUUUUCAACCCUUUUGCAAGCUCCCAAGGUUCUGCGGCCUUUCACAGAUGUAUUAAUUAAUUUCCUUGUUAGCUCAAAGCUUGAAGCCCUGAAGCAGCCAGAUUCACCUGCUGCAAAGCUUGUUUUGCAACUUUUCCGGUUCUUGUUCAUUGCUGCAGCUAAAGCUCCAGAAAGCUGUGAACGCACACUUCAGCCACACGUGCCGGUUAUAAUGGAAGUCUGCAUGAGGAGUGCCACUGAAGUUGAGAAACCCCUAGGUUACAUGCACCUUCUUCGAAACAUGUUUCGUGCAUUGAACAGUGCUAAAUUUGAUUCAUUGAUGCGUGAUCUUAUACCAUCUCUGCAACCCUGCCUCAAUAUGUUACUCUCCAUGCUUGAUGGUCCGAUAAGUGAAGAUAUGCGGGACUUGAUUUUGGAGCUUUGCCUGAUUUUACCUGCCCGCUUGAGUUCUUUAUUGCCCCACAUACCUCGUCUAAUGAAACCUCUUGUUCUUGCUCUAAAAGGUAGUGAUGACCUUGUGAGCUUAGCUCUACGUACACUUGAGUUCUGGAUUGAUAGUCUGAAUCCUGACUUUUUGGAACCUAGCAUGGCAAAUUUAAUGUCAGAAGUCAUUCUUGCUUUAUGGUCUCAUUUAAGGCCUCCUCCAUACACAUGGGGCACAAAGUCUUUGGAACUUUUAGGGAAGCUGGGGGGACGAAAUAGGCGAUUUUUGCGGGAGCCUCUUGCACUUGAAUCCAAGGAAAAUCCGGAGCAUGGAUUACGUUUAGUUCUGACUUUUGAGCCUGCGACACCUUUUUUGGUUCCUCUGGACAGAUGCAUACACCAAGCUGUUGGUGCAGUUAUGCAAGGCAAUGGCUUGGAAGCAUUCUACAGGAAGAAGGCUCUUCAAUUCAUUCGGGUGUGCCUCGAUUCUUUGUUAAAUCUGAGGGAAAAUGUACCUGGCGAGGGUGUGAGCCCUGGUGUUCUCGGUACAUUGCUAAUCUCUAACCUGGAUCCCUCAAGACGUCGGAAUGAUGCUUCAGAUAUGAAGGGAGAUUUAGGUGUGAAGACAAAAACACAACUACUGGCUGAAAAAUCUGUUUUCAAGACUCUUCUUGUAGCUAUCAUUGCAGCUAAUGCUGACACCAGUCUUCAUGAUGAGAAGGAUGAUUAUGUUGUCGAUAUAUGCCGGCAUUUUGCUAUGCUUUUCCAUGUUGACUCACCAUCCUCCAGCCAAUCUGGAUUUAUGCAUCCUAUUGGUUCUUCACUCCCAUCUAUCAUCAUGGGAUCAAGAUCAAGAUGCAACACUUCAUCUAAUCUCCGGGAGCUGGACCCUUUAAUAUUUUUGGAUGCUUUAGUUGAAGUGCUAUCCAGCGAAAAUCGUCAACAUGCAAAAGCUGCCCUAUCUGCUUUGAAUAUUUUUGCCGAGACAUUAAUCUUUCUUGCACGGAUGAAACACACUGGUAUGCUAAGGGGAGGUCCUAGCACCCCCAUGCUAGUCUCUAGUCCAUCUUUAAAUCCAGUAUAUUCACCUCCCCCAAGUGUGCGGGUUGCUGUAUUUGAGGAAUUGUUACCUCGGUUAUUGCAUUGUUGCUACAGUAGCACAUGGCAAGCUCAGAUGGGUGGUGUAAUGGGUCUCGGGGCAUUGGUCGGUAAAGUGUCUGUGGAUACCCUAUGCAUUUUUCAGGUCAGAGUCGUGCGUGGUCUUCUUUUUGUUCUUAAGAGGUUACCAGUGCAUGCAAACAAAGAGCAGGAGGAGACAAAUCAUGUCCUAACACAAGUACUUAGAGUAGUAAACAACGCAGAUGAAGCAAACAGUGAACCUCGACGGCAAAGUUUUCAGGGAGUUGUUGAAUUCCUUGCACAGGAGUUGUUUAACCCAAACGCUUCAAUGGUUGUGAGAAAGAACGUGCAGGCUUGCUUAUCACUGCUUGCAAGCAGAACUGGCAGUGAGGUUUCUGAAUUGCUUGAGCCUCUCUAUUUGCCAUUGCUUCAGCCUCUGAUUUCACGACCUCUUCGUUCGAAGAAUAUUGAGCAACAGGUGGGCACCGUUACUGCUUUGAACUUCUGUCUUGCACUCAGACCACCCCUUCUAAAACUAUCUCCUGAACUUGUCAAUUUUUUGCAAGAAGCACUACAAAUUGCCGAGGCUGAUGAAACUAUAUGGGUCACUAGGAUGAUGAAUGCGAAAGUAGUUCUCACAUGGAACAAACUCAGAACCGCAUGCAUUGAACUACUCUGUACUGCAAUGGCAUGGGGAGAUCUAAAAGCUCAAAAUCAUACUGAAUUGCGAGCAAAGAUUAUUUCAAUGUUUUUCAAAUCUCUAACAUGCAGAACAACAGAGAUUGUCAAUGUUGCUAAGGAGGGACUUCGUCAGGUGGUUCAACAGCAAAGGAUGCCAAAGGAUCUUCUACAGAGCAGCUUAAGGCCCAUUCUAGUAAACUUAGCAAACACAAAGAGCCUUAGCAUGCCAUUGCUACAAGGAUUGGCUCGCCUGCUUGAAUUACUGUCAAAUUGGUUUAAUGUCACUUUGGGUGCCAAGCUAUUGGAUCACUUGAAAAAAUGGCUGGAGCCAGAAAAGCUUGUCCAGACUCAAAAAUCUUGGAAGGCUGGAGAUGAACCAAAAAUAGCAGCAGCUAUGAUCGAGCUGUUUCACCUUCUUCCCCCGGCAGCAAGCAAAUUCUUGGAUGACCUUGUUACCUUGGUAAUUGAUCUGGAAAGGGCACUUCCUGAAGAUCAGUUUUACAGUGAGAUCAACAGUCCAUACCGUGCUCCACUGGCAAAAUUUUUGAAUCGUUAUGUUCUGGAGGCUGUUGACUAUUUUCUUGCUCGAUUAAGCCAUCCAAAGUAUUUCAGGAGGUUUAUGUACAUAAUCUGCUCGGAUACUGGGGACCUAAGGGAUGCACUUGCAAGGUCACCUCAGAAAAUACUUGCAAGUGCCUUUUCUCAGUUUUACUCUCAAAGUGAAGCAUCUGCUGCUCAAUUAUCUUCUGUAAAGGAUGAAGCCCUUACUGGGGCUGUAUCUGAGAGUAUUACUGUACAAUCUUCAUCAAACAUGGUUACUACUUCUGAGAGUUACUUUAAUGGAUUAGAGCUUGUCUCAGCCCUUGUGAAAUUGAUGCCAGAGUGGCUCCGUAACAACCGGGUUGUCUUUGACACCUUGCUACUUGCUUGGAAAUCACCUGCAAGACUUGCGAGGUUGCAGAACGAGCAGGAUUUGAGUUUACCCCAGGUGAUGGAAAGCAAGAGGCUGAUCAAAUGCUUCCUGAAUUACUUAAGACACGAUCGAACUGAAGUUGGUGCACUCUUUGAUAUGUUAUCAGUAUUCUUGUACCGCAGUCGUAUAGAUUAUAGCUUUCUUAAGGAAUUUUAUGUCAUAGAGGUUGCUGAAGGAUACUCCCCGAAUUUGAAGAAAACUAUCCUUAAUCAUUUUCUGAACAUUUUCCAGUCAAAACAAUAUGGACAAGAUCAUUUAGUUGUUACCAUGCAGAUUCUUAUACUUCCAAUGCUAGCUCAUUCAUUUCAAAAUGGACAAAGUUGGGAAGUUGUUGAUCCUACUAUAAUUAAAACUAUUGUUGAGAAGCUUCUUGAUCCUCCAGAAGAGGUCAGCGCUGAAUACGACGAACCAUUGAGGAUAGAACUUCUUCAGCUAGCUACAUUACUUUUGAAGUAUCUACAGACUGAUCUUGUUCACCAUCGAAAGGAACUCAUAAAGUUUGGUUGGAAUCAUCUCAAGCGUGAAGAUAACUCGAGCAAACAGUGGGCCUUUGUGAAUGUUUGUCAUUUCUUAGAGGCCUAUCAAGCUCCUGAAAAGAUUAUUUUACAGGUCUUCAUUGCUCUGCUACGGACAUGCCAACCAGAAAACAAGCUGUUGGUGAAGCAAGCUCUCGAUAUCCUCAUGCCUGCCCUACCUAGGAGACUUCCUCCUGAAAAAAAUGAUAGCCGCAUGCCGAUAUGGAUCAGAUACACCAAGAAAGUUCUCGUAGAGGAAGGGCAUUCAAUUCCAAAUAUGAUUCACAUAUUCCAGCUUAUUGUUCGCCAUGCGGACCUCUUCUAUAGUUGCAGAGCCCACUUUGUUCCUCAGAUGGUCAACUCUCUUAGUCGCCUUGGAUUACCAUACAACACAACAGCGGAAAAUAGAAGGCUUGCAAUUGAACUUGCUGGGUUGGUAGUGGCAUGGGAAAGACAGAGACAAAGUGAGAUGAAAGUGGCGCAGGAAAGUGAGAGCCAGAAUCAAUUAGGUGACAUGCUUAAUCCUUCUGUUAUUGGUGGUGAUCCAAAACGCUCCUCUGAUGUUCCGUCGUUUGCUGAUGAUUUGAGUAAGAGAGUGAAAGUUGAGCCUGGUUUGCAACCUCUUUGUGUAAUGUCGCCGGGUGGGGCAUCUAUACCUAAUAUUGAAACACCUGGAUCUUCAGGUCUACCUGAUGAGGAGUAUAAACCUAAUGCAGCAAUGGAGGAGAUGAUCAUUACCUUCCUAAUUAGGGUAUCACUUGUGAUUGAGCCUAAGGAUAAGGAAUCUAGCUCAAUGUACAAGCAAGCUCUUGAUCUACUGACUCAAGCUCUGGAAGUCUGGCCAAAUGCCAAUGUUAAAUUCAAUUAUCUGGAGAAAUUACUUGGGAAUCUGUCACCCACUCCUCAGUCCAAGGACCCUGCAUCAGCCCUCGCACAAGGACUUGAUGUUAUGAACAAAGUCUUGGAGAAACAACCCCGUCUCUUCAUCCGAAAUAACAUCAAUCAUAUUUCUCAAAUACUGGAACCUUGCUUUGGCAACAAAAUGCUGGAUGCUGGAAAGUCACUUUGUUCCUUGCUCAAGAUGGUGUUCAGUGCUUUUCCUCUUGAAGCAGCAACAACGCCACAAGAUAUAAAGUUGUUGCAUCAAAGGGUUCAAGAACUCAUUCACAAGAAUCUUGCUGCUGUUACAACUCAGCAGAUAGCACUUGAGCUCAACAAUGCUCACUCAAUCAUUAGCUUUUCAUUGUUUGUCCUCAAUGCACUUGCAGAAGUACAGAAGAAUUUCAUUGACCCGUUCAUUGGCUUGCUUUUCCGUGUUCUGCAACGUCUUGCACGUGACAUGGGGUCUUCUGCUGGCAGCCAUAUCCGACAAGGACAGAGGCCUGAACUGGAUUCAUCAGUUAACUCACGGUCUACCAUAGAUUCUACUGUCAUAUCUAACAUGAAGACUGUCUUAAAACUUAUAAGUGAGAGGGUGAUGUCCUCUUCUGACCACAGAAAAUCUAUGGGCCAAAUACUUCAAGCUCUUCUUUCAGAGAAAGGCACUGAUUCCAGCAUUCUUCUGUGCAUGCUAGACAUGAUAAAAACUUGGAUUGAGGAAGAUUGUAGGCUUGCUUCAUCAACUGGUUCUGUUAGUUCACUUAACCCAAAGGAAAUAAUAACUUAUCUUCAUAAGUUAUCAUUAGUUGACAGAAAAAGCUUUCCUCCAGCUGCACAAGAAGAAUGGGAUGCAAAAUACUUGCAGCUUCUUUAUUCACUGUGUGCAGAUUCAACCAAGUAUCCGUUGUCUUUUCGGCAAGAAUUUUUCCAUAAGAUUGAGAGACAGUAUAUGCUUGGACUUAGAGCUAAAGAUCCAGAAAUGAGGAAGCGAUUCUUCAAGCUUUACCAUGAUACAGUGGGAAAAACAUUAUUUUCUAGAUUGCAAUUUAUAAUACAGUUACAGGACUGGGAAGCUGUGAGUGAUGUUUUCUGGUUGAAGCAAGGUCUUGAUCUCGUUUUGGCAAUAUUAGUAGAAAAUGAACCAAUUACACUUGCAGCAAAUUCUGCUCGAGUACCAACGCUUAUGAUAGCUGGGCCUGUUCCAGAUCGCAUCACCAUGCCACAGCAGGUUCCUGAUGCUCAGGAAAGCAUGGAUGGUACAACACUAUCGUUUGACUCUCUUGCUGCAAGGCAUGCUCAGUUCUUAAAUGACGCGAACAAGCUUGUGGUGGCAGAUAUCAUGGCUCCAUUGAAGGAACUUGCAUUUGCUGAUCCCAAUGUUGCAUAUCAUUUGUGGGUGCUUGUUUUCCCAAUUGUUUGGGUCACCUUACAUAAAGAGGAACAAGUUGCCCUAGCUAAGCCAAUAAUCGCGCUUCUAUCGAAAGAUUACCACAAGAGGCAGCAGGGCUGCAGACCUAACGUUGCUCAGGCACUUCUUGAGGGUCUUCAUUUGAGCCAUCCCCAACCACGCAUGCCUAGUGAGCUUAUCAAAUAUAUUGGAAAAACUUGCAAUGUGUGGUAUAUUGCAAUUGCAUUACUCGAGAGUCAUAUAGUGCAUAUGAAUGAGGCCAAGUGCUCCGAGUCAUUGGCUGAGUUAUACAGACUUCUUAAUGAAGACGACAUGAGGUGUGGAUUAUGGAAGAGAAAAUCAAUCACUGCAGAAACAAGGGCUGGUCUUUCACUUGCCCAGCAUGGUUACUGGCAACAAGCACAAAAUCUAUUUUACCAGGCUAUGAUUAAAGCUACUCAGGGAACAUACAAUAAUACCGUCCCAAAGGCUGAAAUGUGCCUUUGGGAGGAACAGUGGUUGUCCUGUGCGUCUCAUUUAGGUCAGUGGGAAGUCUUAGCUGAUUAUGGAAAAGGGGUGGAGAAUCAUGAAAUUCUUUUAGACUGUCUUUGGAAGGUUCCUGACUGGGCAUAUAUGAAGGAUAAUGUAAUUUCCAAAGCUCAGGUAGAAGAGACACCAAAGUUACGCCUGAUUCAAGCAUUUUUUACUCUCCAUGACAAAGGUACUAAUGGUGUUAGUGAAGCAGAGAACCUCAUCACCAAAGGUGUUGAGCUCGCACUAGAACAGUGGUGGCAGUUGCCUGAAAUGUCUGUACAGCCACGAAUGCCUCUGCUGCAGCAGUUUCAGCAGUUGGUUGAAGUAAAAGAAUCAUCCAAAAUACUGCUUGACAUCGCAAAUGGUAACAAACCAGCUUCAGCAAGCUCUGGUACCAAUUCCAACCAAAAUAACUCAUUUGCUGAUCUCAAGGAUAUUCUUGAAACUUGGAGACUUCGUACACCCAAUGAAUGGGAUCAUAUGACUGUUUGGUAUGAUCUGCUCCAAUGGAGGAAUGAGAUGUACAAUUCAGUAAUAGAUGCAUUCAAGGACUUUGGUCAAACAAAUCCUCAACUUCAUCAUCUUGGCUACCGAGACAAGGCUUGGAAUGUGAAUAAGCUCGCUCACAUAGCUCGCAAGCAAGGUCUUCCUGAAGUUUGUGUAACUAUACUUGAUAAGAUGUAUGGUCAUGCUACUAUGGAAGUUCAGGAAGCAUUUGUGAAGAUAUGUGAACAAGCUAAGGCUUACUUAGAAAUGAAAGGAGAACUAGUCAGUGGUCUUAACUUAAUCAAUAAUACCAAUUUAGAAUUUUUCCCUGUGAAGAACAAAGCAGAAAUAUUUCGUCUGAGAGGUGAUUUUCUGUUAAAAAUGAACGAAUGCGAGACUGCAAAUCAGUCUUAUUCAAAUGCCAUAACUCUUUUUAAGCAUUUGCCCAAAGGAUGGAUUAGCUGGGGAAAUUACUGUGAUAUGGUUUUUAAAGAAACAAAAGAUGAGGUUUGGCUUGAGUAUGCAGUCAGUUGUUUUUUCCAGGGCAUCAAAUAUGGAGUUUCAAACUCAAGGAGCCAUCUAGCUCGAAUUCUCUACCUUCUUAGCUUUGAUGGACAAAAUGAACCUGUUGGAAGAGCUUUGGAUAAAUAUCUUGAGCAGCUGCCUCACUGGGUUUGGCUUUCAUGGAUACCUCAGUUGUUGUUGUCGUUACAGAGAAGUGAAGCCCAACACUGUAAAUUGGUUUUGAUGAAGAUAGCUCAAGUUUACCCGCAGGCAUUGUAUUAUUGGCUUCGUACAUACUUGAUGGAACGCCGUGAUGUUGCUACUAAAACUGAAAUAGGAAGAAACAUGUUGGCUCAGCAGCGCAUGCAGCAAGCUAUGAUGGCAAACAAUGCGGCCAAUAACUUACCUGACGGAAGUGCAAGGGCAUCUAAUCAUGCAGGUAGUAACAUGACUUCUGACAACCAGUCUCAUCAAGCCUCCCAAUCAGUUGGUGCUGCAGGUUCUCAUGAUGGUGGUAAUGUCCAAGGACAAGAUCCGGAACGAUCUACCCCUGAAGGUGGCACAAAUACCAGCCAUGAUCAAGGUCAACAGAGUUCUACAGGUGCUGAGGGCUCACAAGUUCCGCUUAGACGUAAUAGCGGACAUGGGUGGGUAACUUCUGCAGCAAGUGCAUUUGAUGCUGCAAAAGACAUAAUGGAAGCUCUUAGAAGCAAACAUACUAAUCUAGCCAAUGAGCUUGAGCUUUUACUGUCAGAAAUUGGAUCACGGUUUGUUACUCUGCCUGAGGAAAGACUUCUAGCUGUGGUUAAUGCUCUGCUUCAUCGCUGCUACAAAUAUCCAACUGCAACCACUGGCGAGGUUCCACAGUCUCUCAAGAAGGAACUCUCUGGUGUAUGUAGAGCUUGCUUCUCACAAGAUGCUGUUAACAAGCAUGUUGAUUUUGUGAAGGAGUACAAGCAAGAUUUUGAACGUGAUCUUGACCCAGAGAGCGCUACUACUUUUCCUGCAACCCUUGCUGAACUUACGGAGAGAUUGAAACACUGGAAGAACAUUCUUCAGAGUAAUGUAGAGGAUCGGUUCCCAGCAGUAUUAAAACUGGAGGAAGAAAGUAAAACACUUCGGGAUUUUCAUGUUGUUGAUAUUGAACUCCCAGGGCAGUACUUCACAGAUCAGGAAAUCGCACCGGACCACACUGUUAAGUUGGACAGAGUUGGACCUGACAUUCCAAUUGUCCGGAGGCAUGGCAGUAGCUUUCGACGGUUGACACUCAUUGGUUCUGAUGGUUCACAGCGCCAUUUUAUUGUUCAGACAUCACUGACUCCGAAUGCUCGGAGUGAUGAAAGGAUGCUGCAGCUAUUCCGUGUGCUAAAUAAAAUGUUUGACAAACACAAAGAAUCUAGGCGGCGGCAUCUGGCUAUCCAUACUCCAAUAAUUAUUCCUGUUUGGUCUCAGGUUCGGAUGGUUGAGGAUGAUUUAAUGUAUAGCACUUUUCUUGAGGUGUAUGAAAUUAAUUGUGCACGGCAUAAUAGAGAAGCUGACUCGCCUAUUACAAUUUUCAAAGAGCAGCUUAAUCAAGCCGUUUCAGGGCAGCUCUCUCCUGAAGCAAUUGUGGAGCUACGUCUGCAAGCAUACAAUGAGAUUACAAAAAAUAUUGUUAAUGAUAAUAUUUUCUCCCAAUAUAUGCACAAGAUUCUGCCAACUGGCAACUACCUGUGGACCUUCAAGAAACAAUUUGCAAUCCAAGUGGCUCUCUCCUGCUUCAUGUCGUAUAUGCUGCAGAUUGGCGGCAGGGCUCCUAACAAAAUUCUAUUUGCUAAAAAUACUGGGAAGAUCUUCCAGACUGACUUCCAUCCAGCUUAUGAUCCAAAUGGGAUGAUUGAGUUCAACGAGCUUGUUCCAUUUAGGCUGACACGCAACUUGCAAGCUUUCUUCUCGAAUUUUGGUGUUGAAGGUCUCAUUGUGUCUGCCAUGUGCUCUGCUGCCCAGUCAGUGGUUUCUCCUAAACAAAGCCAGCACAUUUGGCAUCAUUUGGCUAUGUUUUUCCGAGAUGAACUGUUAUCUUGGUCGUGGAGGCGGCCUCUGGGCAUUCCAUCAGUCCCUGUCGCUGCUGGAAUGAUCAACCCAUCAGAUUUCCAACAGAAGGUGGUAAACAAUGUGGAGCAUGUCAUCAGUCGUAUCAAGUCAAUAUCGCCACAUUGUCUGGCUGAGGAGGAGGAGAAUGCAACCGAGCCACCUCAGUCGGUACAAAGAGGCGUUACCGAGCUGGUGGAAGCGGCAUUGUCGUCCAGGAACCUGUGCAUGAUGGAUCCGACGUGGCACCCAUGGUUCUGAAGGCAUCCAGCACCUCUGUAGCCUGACCAAACUGACGGCGUGUACAGAUUUUCAUGUCCGGCAACGCUGGUUGAGACUAGAAAACUCGUUGCGUUAUGUAGAUAAAGCCAGGGUGUCAUCAUGUGUUCGCUGGUGUAAUGGAGCAGAUUAGCUUGGUAAUUAAUGAGACAUUGCAUUUCUU
Molecule: messenger RNA, 12043 nt
Organism: Zea mays
Lineage: Eukaryota; Viridiplantae; Streptophyta; Magnoliopsida; Poales; Poaceae
Product: transformation/transcription domain-associated protein
Exons: 36
Coding region: 229-11862 (3877 amino acids)
Biological process (GO): regulation of DNA-templated transcription; DNA repair
Cellular component (GO): NuA4 histone acetyltransferase complex; nucleus; SAGA complex
Molecular function (GO): protein binding
Source: RefSeq, marked validated